This is a messenger RNA of Hermetia illucens (black soldier fly), 1380 nucleotides long. RefSeq names its product lysosomal acid phosphatase-like. NCBI's taxonomy places the organism in Eukaryota, Metazoa, Arthropoda, Insecta, Diptera, Stratiomyidae. The record is from RefSeq and is a predicted model, not a curated record. Gene Ontology annotation, molecular function: phosphatase activity. The transcript is spliced from 6 exons. Gene Ontology annotation, biological process: dephosphorylation. Bases 135 to 1226 code for a protein of 363 amino acids.
GACAAUUUAGUAAGCAAAUAGAAUCCAGAGUGUGUGGUGUCAUUCAAGACUAGGCGUCUUAAUUUGUGGCGAAAUAGUACAAAAUAUAUUAUAAUAAUAAGUUUUUGAUUUUGUAGUUGUUGUUACUUGUUAUCAUGAGAGUACUGAGAAUUUCAUUUUUCGCUUUUAUUGUUUUUUAUUGUCAACAAUAUGUUCUGGCGAAACCUUCAAUAAUAGCAGUUGCAUUGCUCUCUCGACAUGGGGAUCGAACUCCGUCUGCGAGCUACCCAAAGGAUCCUCACAUUCACUAUCCAUGGGACGGUGGCUUCGGCGCAUUGACAGAGAAAGGAACUUUCCAAAUGUUCAAAUCUGGAAUGCACAAAGCAUCUCGAUAUGGAUCUUUGGUGAAAACAGAAAAUGAUACUUCGGAUCUUAGUAGGAUUUACGUGCGAAGUAGUUGUGUUGAUAGAUGCGUGAAAAGUGCUGAAAAUUUCUUAAAUGGAUUUCUAUUGGAACAAUGGCCAUCGAGUCUGGUCAAAGUGGUGCCUAGAAAGGAGGAUAAGUUUCUUGUUAUAACUGGUCGUCCUUGUCCAAAAUAUGCGUCAACAAUUCAGAAAGGAUAUGAUAUAUAUCAGCCAGAAAUGUCUUCAUUUUUCCCAACUCCAGAAGAUUAUGCUGAGUUCUCGGUGUAUAUUAAAAAUAACACAGGACUGAAUAUGACAUCUUUGCGAACGCUUUACAUCCUCGAGGAUAUCACCGAGAUUGAGAUGGACUACGGUCUACAGAAGCCUGUUUGGGCUGAGUCGGUUUACGAUCAAUAUGUUAAGCCGAUAUCGCAGUUCACUUUCGACAAGAGAGGCUCAUCCCGGUAUAUGCAGGUCCGAAGUGGCGUCUUCCUUAAAGACAUAACUGAACGCUUGGAAGAGGCAGCGAAGGGAUCAAAUAAGAACGUUUUUCUUUACUUCGGACACGAUUUAACCCAAAGCGCUCUUAGUAUUUGCUUGGAAAUAUUGGAGCAAACCAGUCCAAGACCUGCGUAUGGUUCAUCGUUAGCUUUCGAACUCCAUGAAAAUUCAGCACUUUUGGAUGAUUUUGAAAUAAAAUUGGUUUAUUUCAAGGAUUAUUCAAAUGAACAUCCCACGGAAAUCCAAAUCCCAGGCUGUGGAACGCCCUGCGGAUUUAAACGUUUCAAGGAAAUUAUCAGAACAAAAUUCAUUUUGGAUUAUGAUAAUAUAUGCCGGUUAUGAAAUAGGAGAUAGGGAAAUAGGUAUUAGUAAUUUCGCUGAUUUUAUUUAUGUAAUUUAAAGGUGUACAUACAUAUAUAUAUCCAUGAAUAGUUUGUAAAUACAUGUUUUCAGGUUAGUUCUUUUUUAGAAGAAAUAAAAAUAACAUGUGAAAAUA